Dentiscutata erythropus is the source of this 1449-nucleotide messenger RNA. Lineage: Eukaryota; Fungi; Glomeromycota; Glomeromycetes; Diversisporales; Gigasporaceae. The record is from the annotation of a GenBank genome assembly.
AUGGAAACGACGCAAGCAGCGCCUCAUCUUCCACCAGAAACACUGGUAGAAAUCUUUAGUAGUGUUGGAGAAUAUAAUAUAAAAUCAUUAUAUUCUUGUCUCCUUGUAAAUAAAUUUUGGUGUGAGAGUGCUGCUUUAAUGUUAUGGAAAAGACCAUUUGAAGUAACUUCAUUAAGAGCUUCAGCAAAAUUGGUCAGCAUAUAUUUUUUAUUCUUUUCUAAAGAGACGAAAGCUAAAUUACUUAACGUCGAUGGAAUAGAUGUAUCUCAUCCAACAUUACAACAACCGAAAAUAAAUUAUUUGGCAUAUUUAAGGCAUAUUGACUUUAACAUGGUGUAUCGUGCUGUACGCAUGUGGGUUAGUUAUCAAACAUUAAAUGAACCUUUUAAUUUAGAACUCAAGAAAAAACAAAAUAAGCAAUCGAACCAUGAAGAACCAGAUUAUAAAUCAUGGCCAUAUUAUUCUGGUACAUGUAAUUCAACAUAUGAACUUCGAGAAUUUGUAUGCGGUGGACAAUUUUCAAAAGAUUAUAUUCUGCAAAAAUUAUCAGAAUUAUGUAAUGAAAUUGAAAUAGUUUCUAUUUAUGAUUCUUGUGGAACAUCACCGCAAACCUUGAUUGAUUUUAUUAAAGCACAAAUGAGGUUAAAACAAAUAACUUUAACAAAUUGGCAAACAGAUUCUUUCAGUACCUUAUCAUCAAUAUCAACACAAGUACGAACAUUUCGACAAAUAGAAUUUAUUCGAUGUAGUUUUCCAACUACAGAAAAUAGUGCAAGAUUUUUCAAUGGAUUAGCGAAAUGUAGUAAUUUACAAGUAUUAAAAUUUGAAAAUUGUAAUAAUCUGAAUGCUACAUUAAUGAAACCAUUAGCGAAAGCAGAAUUUCCAAACCUAAAGACAUUAAGUAUAGAUAAUGAUUUUAAUAAAGAUACACCAUCAAUGGAACUUAAGUCGAUUAUAGAAAAUUGUAAAGAAACACUUAAGGAGAUUAUUCUACGGAUUAAUUUAUCAUUUUAUGCAGAUAUGUUAGAAACUAUAGCAAAAUUUUGUCCUGGACUUCUUAAAUUAAGUAUAACGAUUGAAAGGGAUACAGAGAUGCAACAACUUAUCACAUUAUUUAGUUCUUGUAAAGAAAUGAUAGAAUUAAUAAUUCAUCGAAGGCAUAUAUUAUUUGAUCCUUGGUUUUAUCCUUGCAAAUCUUUAGUAAAACUUGGGGGUGUUAUACCAUCAUCAUUACGUAGAUUAGAAUUAAUCGGUAUUGAAUUUGAUCAUCUGACAUGGAACGAAUUUUUAAACAUUUGCCCAGGAUCGAUUAAUUAUUUUGUUUUUGACCACCAUAAUACAAAUUAUGUUAAACAUGUGGAAAACUAUGCAAUGCGACAUAAUAAAGUCAUCAGGGCUAAAGGAACUGUAGAGCACUCAACUGGGCAAAUGUUUGUAGAAUUGAGAUGA